AAAUGGCAAAAUCCAUUGGCUAUUAAUUCACCUCAACGAAUCAAAACAUGACACGUAGAAAUAUUCCCUUCCCUUACACGUCAGAUUCUCAUUUACAAAUUUCCCGAAUACCCAUAUUACCCUCCCCCCCACUCUUUGUUUUCAGUGUUUUUAAAAUUGAAAAGAUUUUAGCAGUUCUAGUCGCCUAAAAAACACAGUUCACGCAAUACCUUUUUCUCUCUCUACACAUAAGCUCUCUCGCUGUUUCUCUCUCUACCUGUAUACAUACAUAUAUACAUAUAUACAUGUACGAGUAUUGUUUAUUGCUUUGUUGCAGCUUGAAUUAAUUUGGCGAGGGAAGUUAAUUUGGUGAUAGGGUUUCUGGUGUUGAAUUUGGGAGUGUACUUGGGGCUAGGGUUAUGAAGGAAAGCGUGGCCGUUCGAUUGUGGUUCAGUUGAGGUGGGGAAUCAAAAGGUGAGGAUUUCGUCUCCGGAUGGAGGGAGGUAGCGUCUCUACACUUACUUCUUCUGGCAUAAACCAAUGGAUUAUAGUGACAAUGACUAUGAAGGCCAGAAUCUUCACUUAGCUGGAGAAGAGACAUCUAAGAUCUCUUCUGUUUUGCGACCAUUUGCUCUUCCGAAAUUUGAUUUUGAUGACAGUCUUCAUGGGCAUUUGAGAUUUGAUAGUUUAGUUGAAAACGAAGUUUUUCUUGGCAUUCCAAGUCAGGACGACAAUCAGUGGAUUGAGGAUUUUUCUCGGGGAGGAAGUGGAAUAGAGUUCAGCUCCAGGGCAGCAGAAUCUUGUGCUUUGCCAAGGCAUAUCAAUGUCUGGUCUGAGGCAACAUCAUCUGAAUCUGUUGAAAUGUUAUUGAAGGCAGUUGGACAAGACGAAAUGGUCCCAGGAGAAAAUAUGAUCGAGGAAUCAGAUCCAGGUGAUCAGCUGGGCAGCUCAACAAGAUCAACGGAGAACAGCUUGAGGCAGGACUGUAAAGUUGAUGAUGUUGACAAUGGAGAUCCUUCUUUACCGCCUGCUGAAGUUGAGGGAAACAUUUCUAGGUUAAAUCAGAGUACAGGAGUUGAAGGCGUUCACACUGAACAUAUUAUACAGGUUCAGGAGAAAAAAGUUUCUUUCUAUGGAGUCCAUGUUGAUAUCAAAGAAGGUAGUUUAAAUGUUACCUCUGCGAAUUCAAAUGCUGACACGAUGAGAACCCUUGAUAAUCAAGGCGAAACUCGUGACUUGGUCGAUGAAUCUCUCUCCAAUCUAGUGCAAGAAAAAUUACCUGUUCUUGGCAUGGAGAUCGACAAUAUUGAGAGUUCCGCUCAGAAUGUUGAUGUUAGUGUUAAAGAGUCUGUUGAUCAGGAUAUAAUUAGUGAUUCUAGUUUUGUAAGUCCAAGUGGUGUAGCAAAAGGUAUUUCUGAUUCAGUUGAGGAACAGGACGAAAGGUGCAACAAAAAUGAUGACAGCUUGGGUGAGACUGCAGCUGAAACUGUUAAUACAGAGAGGCAUGAUUCUCAUGAAGUUCGUUCAGGAAUUGAAUCGUUAAAAGAAGAUCAUGCAGUUAUAAUUCCAGCUACUGAUUUUGAAGAAGUAUCUAGACCCGUAAAGGGAGAUUAUGUAGCUACAAUUGAUGGGUGCAAUGAGGUUGUGUUUGUGGUUGAACCUGCAAGUGGCAGUCAACAAGAAACUGGAAAUUUAUCGUCAGCCACAGAGAUUAAUCAUCUAUCGGAAGGUUAUAGCUUACUGCAUGAAAAGUCAUCUAUCUCCCUUCAGGAAGAAGAUAAUGAGAGGCUUGGGACAGAAGGCAAUGAUGUUGUUGCCUCUGCACUUUACAGCAAUUAUGAGAAGGAGCAGGUUCCUGUUAUCCAAUCUUCGGAUCAGCAUGACAGUUGUGCUGUUAAUGAAAAUGUUUUUCAUGGAAGUAACAGCUCUCUUAUGCCUAUAGAUGUUACCGUUGGGUCCUCUAUGUUACAUGCUGUACCAGGUAAUCCUUCCGAGGAAGAUGGUCAAAGCAAUAAUGCAGAUGGUCCUGGCAACCCAACAUCUUCUAGCUUUGCUGGUGAAUGUCUUGGGGAGGAAUCAGUGAUUGAUGAUAUGACAGAUGCCAGAGAUACUGCUGCAAUACAGGAAGAGGACAUACAUGAUGAGGAUCAUGUUCCCCCUCCCUUGAUAUCUGGGAGCACACAGACAUGCACUGAAGAUAUUAUCUCGAUGCCGGCGGAUGCUCAUGAAAGUGAAUUGGAUGUUCCUGCCAAUGAAAAAGAGGAAAAUAAAUUGCCUCUUGAUUCAAGUAAUAUACUCCGUGAUGACAAUGAAAAAGAAGUGGGAUCAACUCCCAUAGGUGAGAAAGUAGAAGGUGAAACAACUACUGGAUCAGAACCCAAUAAUUCUGCUAGCGAUUGUCCAGUAAUGCAUACUGAGGUUGAAGUUGUAAACCCACCAUCAUGUGCUGAGGGUGAUGAAUUAGUUGAUGGUCAUGAGCGUAAGCAACCUUCAUGUGAUACACAAAACAUGGAUCAGAGUAAAGAAAAUGAAACUGAAGCCCCUACAAGUACCUUACCAUCAAAGGAGAUUUUGGAAUCAAAUGAGCUCGCCUCUGGCACUGAAACCGACAAGGCUGAACAUCCGCUGCUUUGUUCUGCAGUAGGAGAAGCAAUGGCAAUUGAUCAAUCUGUUUCCUUGGAGGAGACUUCCAGUGUUACUAUCCCUGAUGAAGCCUGUAAGGUGUUGAAUAAAGAGAUGGAACAUUCUGCCAAUGAUUUGAUGGUGCAAGAUGAUGGUGCUGAAGCUGCACAUAUUGAAGAGCCAAUGGACGUAGAAACAGAAAGAAACCCUGGAAAAGAAUCUUUAACUGUGUCAGUUACCAGCUGUACUGUAGAAAUUGAUAAGUCUAAGCAGAUUGCUGUCCUCAGCCCUAGUGGUGGUGAUCUUUCACAAAAGGAUAUAAACGAGGGAGUGUCUCGAGAAAGAAAUGAUGUUGAAAAUAUUGGCAAAGUUCUGACAACAUCCGAGAUACCAGAAGUAAACGUUCUAUCCAAACAAGAGGGGAGCUUUACUUUCGACGUCAAGCUUCUGGAAGGUCAGGUUACAGGAGAUUCCAGCAAGGGUUUGCAAUCAUUUCCAAGAAUUAAAGCAUGCAAAAUGUCUUUGACUGGGGAAGAAUCUUCUUCAACAUCAGGUAGCAGCCAGACAGAUCCAAUGACAGUGAAAGAAAUUACUAAUGUUGGUUCUUCUCCUGGAGGUCCCAGAGGUCCCUCUGAGCGUAAACCAAGACGUAGCAGCAGUAAAUCUGGGAAGGGAAGUGCAAGUAAGGGGAAUCAGUUGAAAGAAAUGACUCCUUUGAGGCAGACUGAGAAGUGGGAUAAAUCAUCUCCGUUUUUGAGUCCGUUAGGGGCCGGUCAAAUCAUGACAUUUGAAAAUAUUGUGAAAUCAAGGGGGCCAGUUUCUAUUCCUACAUCCAGUUUGCCUGAUCUUAAUACUUCUGCUCCAUCAUCUGCAUUCUUUCAGCAGCCUUUUACUGAUCUACAACAAGUGCAACUGCGAGCACAAAUCUUUGUUUAUGGAUCUCUGAUACAAGGGGCAGCACCUGAUGAGGCUCAUAUGGUUUCAGCCUUUGAUGGAGGCAGGAGCAUUUGGGAGACUUCUUGGCGUGCUUGUGUAGAAAGGCUUCAUGGUCAGAAAAUGCAAGGAAAUAAUAGCGAAACACCUGUACCCUCUCGUUCAGGUGCUAAAGCUCCAGAUCAUACAAAUAGACAAGGCUUCCCUCAAAGUGAAGUUCUUACCUCCAUGGCUGGUCGAGCAAGCAACAAGACCAUGCCUUCUCCUGUUGUUAAUCCGAUGAUGUCUUUCUCAUCACCCUUGUGGACUAUGUCUACCCCAUCUAGUGAGGCACUGGCACCCAGCAGCAUGGUCAGAAGUGCUGUUGUUGACUAUCAGGCUGUUUCUCCCUUGAAUCCCUAUCAGACUCCACCUAUACGAAAUUACAUAGCUCAGACUACUUGGCCAUCUCAGGCUCCAUUCGCAGUACCCUGGUUGGCCUCUUCCCAAAGUUCUCCUGCCAGUACUAGUUAUCCUGCUUUUCCUAUCACAGAAUCUGUGAAGUUAACCUCAGUUAAAGAACCGUCUUUGCCUAUUUCCUCUGGUGCAAAGCAUGCAUCUCCCAUUCCUGCUAAUCGUACUGGGGACAGUACUAUGUUUGGUGAAGCUCCUUCGCAGAACUUGAAAAAGGGAAAAGUAUCAACUGGACAGACUGCUGAUAAAAAAACUAGAAAGCGAAAGAAAUCUUCUGGUGCUGAGGAUUCUGUAGAGAUAUCUGUGUCAGCUUCUCUGCCAGUUACUGUCUCUUCUAUAGUACCUAGUCCGUUGUCCGACAAGGGUGCUGCAGUUGAGGAUAUUAGUCAAAUCUCUUUCAUUGCUCGGAAUCAGGCGAACCAAAUGCCUAGACCUGUUGUCAGUAGUCAUUAUUCUACAUCAGUUGCUGUCACAACCCCCUUUAGCUUUGUGCCAAAAGGCACCACCAACCAGUUUUUCACUGUGGCAUCGCCAUCAAUUUCUAGUGAUCACCUAAAAAGAGGUGAUGUAAGUACAGAUAAGAGGGCGCUACUUAUUGGAGGUUCUAGCAACGUUGAGGAGGCUAAGUUACACGCACAGGAGGCUGCUGCACAUGCUACUGCUACUGUCACUCAUUGUGAGAGUAUCUGGAGCCAGUUGGAUCAGCAAAAAAGUUCUGGCUUGACAUCAGAAGCUGAGUCUAAACUAGCAUUUGCUGCUGUUGCUAUGGCAGCAGCUGCUUCUGUUGCAAAGGCAGCUGCUGCAGCUGCUAAGAUUGCAUCAAGUGUUGCAGUGCAAGCAAAACAUAUGGCUGAUGAAGCAUUGACCAAGUCUGGAACUAACAAUCCUCCGGCUUAUGAUUCAAUUUUGACUUCUAGUUCUGUGAAUGUGGGGAAUGCUUCGCCUGUAUCCAUUUUUAAGGGUGGGGAUCGGAACAGUGUACCCAAUUUAGCAAUAACGGCUGCUAGGGAGGCUGCUAGGAAAAGAAUUGAGGCUGCUUCAGCAGCCACAAGGCAUGCUGAAAUUCUUGAUGCCAUUGUAAAGGCAGCAGAGUUAUCAGCAGAAGCAGUUUCUCAUACUGGAAAAAUUGUUGCUAUGGGCGAUCCUUUCUCUUUGAGUGAAUUAGCAGAAGCCGGGCUGAAUAACUAUUGGAAAGCCUCACAGGUGGCUAUUGUUCCUGGUUCAAAACCUAAUGACACUACUAUGAAAAAAUCUCUGACUAGCAAUGCUGGAGGGGUUCCUAAUGUUUAUGUGAGCCAACAUGAGAGGCCUGGCAAGGAUAUGCUUACUAAAAGUGAUCUUGUAGCUCCUAUUCAAAUGGAGUUACCUAGAACUAUGGUGGAUGAUCAUGUCACAGUAGAAGAGAAUCUUAUAGCUUCUAUCACGCAUGAAGACGGCAGUUUAGAACAUCAGAAGGAUAAAAAAGUACCUGAAUCAGCUAAAACUGCUGGUGUUGUUUCUGAACCUGAUACCGAAUCUGGAUCAAACUUGUUUAGCAUAGCCAGAAUACAAGCAGGUUCCCAUGUUGAGGUUCUUAAAGAUCGUGGUGAUUUAAGGCCGGCAUGGUUUUCAGCGAGUGUAUUCAGUUUGAGAGAUGGUGAAGCCUUGGUUUGUUACACUGAACUAUCUGAUGAAGGGUCAGAUCCGCUCAAGGAGUGGAUAUCUAUAGAAGCAAAGGAUGGCGAAGCUCCAAAAGUACGCAUACCCCAUCCCAUGACCACUCUACAAUUUGAGGGAACCAAGAAGAGGCGUCGUUCUGCUAUCAAGGAUUACACGUGGUCUGUUGGAGACAGAGUUGAUGCAUGGGUUCAAGAUUGCUGGCGCGAAGGCAUUAUUGCAGAAAAGAAUAAAAAAGAUGCAACUACUUUGACUGUCAAUUUUCCAGCUCAAGGAGAGACAUUAUUGGUCAAAGUGUGGCAUCUACGACCAACUUUAAUUUGGAAUGAUGGCCAAUGGAUUGAAUGUGCACGGCCCGGGCAGGAUAGCACCAACCAGGGAGAUACGCCUCAGGAGAAGCGACCAAAGCUGGAAACCACCAGUAUGGAGGCAAAAGGGAAGGCAAAGAUGGCUAAAAACAUUGAUUUUGUAGAAAUAGAGAGGAACGAAGAACCAAGAUUGCCUUUGUCUGCUAAUGAAAAAGUUUUUAAUAUGGGUACUAUAAGGGAGGAGAAUAAACCCACCAUGCUCAGGACAAUGAGGUCUGGUUUACAGAAAGAAGGAUCAAGGGUUGUAUUUGGUGUCCCUAAGCCUGGAAAGAAGAGAAAGUUCAUGGAAGUAAGCAAACAUUACGUGUCUGAUAGGAGCACCAAGACCAAUGUGCCUAACGAUUCAGCUAAAUUAGCCAAGUACCUGAUGCCUCAAGGAACAGGGUCUCGAGGACUCAAAAGUAAUUCUAGAAUUGAUUUGAAGGACAAACAAGUAGUAGCAGAGUCUCGACCAAGAGCACUCAAGUCUGAUAAGCCACCGAGCAUCCCAAGUAGAACUGUAGCACGGAAAGACGAAUCAACCUCUUCACGACCUAAUUCACGGGGUGCUGCUGUAUCAGAUCAUUUAGUAAAGGGCUCUACAAGCAAUGAUGAGAAUGAGUCAGGUGAGGAAAACCUUGCUGCUGAAUCUGGAUCUUUACAUAACGACAAAAAGACUGCAGGAGGCCCUAUCGUUUUUUCUGCUCAAGCUCUUGCACAACAAAACCGUAAGAAAGCAGCAACAAGGAAUAUUGCAUCACAGCGGCUACACCAAGGAAGACCUGUUGCGCCUUCUGCUGGUGGAAGAUUAACAAAUAACGAAACAAAUGAAAACGUAGAUUCUGAAGUUGCGGAACCCCGCCGCUCGAAUCGCCGAAUUCAGCCAACAUCAAGGCUAUUGGAAGGGCUGCAAAGUUCGCUGGUAAUCUCAAAGACCCCAUCAUCUUCACAUGACAAAAGCCAGAGGAGUCUGCAGAAUAAAAGCACGACAAACAGAGGGAACAAUAGCCGCGGUUGAUAGGGCAGCAGAGCUGGAAGAAAGAGGUGUUAUCUGUAGUAGUUGUUGCUGUUGUUGUUAUCUGUAGAUUUAUUUGUUAUAUAAGAAAAGAGUUGUUAGAGUGAGAAUGUGAUUUUGCUUGCUCACUUCUUUGUGGUUUCAGAUAUAAAAUUUAGGCAGUAGGUGUCAAUAUUGAUUUUAGCGGGAAUACACGAGUAGAGAUCUUUUUAAAUUUCAUGUUCCUUUGUAUAUUGGAAACUUGUGAUACUUCGCCGUUAACUUUGCAGACGAAGCCUAACUUUAUUAAACUUGCGCAACUGAUAAAUGUUAGUCUGUCUUAGUAUGU
This is a messenger RNA of Erythranthe guttata (spotted monkey flower), 7333 nucleotides long. RefSeq names its product G2484-1 protein. The record is from RefSeq and is a predicted model, not a curated record. NCBI's taxonomy places the organism in Eukaryota, Viridiplantae, Streptophyta, Magnoliopsida, Lamiales, Phrymaceae.